This is a messenger RNA of Zea mays, 1340 nucleotides long. RefSeq lists its product as uncharacterized. The record is from RefSeq and is a predicted model, not a curated record. The transcript is spliced from 2 exons. NCBI's taxonomy places the organism in Eukaryota, Viridiplantae, Streptophyta, Magnoliopsida, Poales, Poaceae. Bases 263 to 1213 code for a protein of 316 amino acids.
AUAAGUGCUAUGCUGGACAUGUUGGUUGAGGAUUCAUCUCGACUCCGUCCCUGCUGAAACCAUAGCUAUUGCAACUGUCCCUGAGCCUGAGAAAACCUUGACUGCUCAAAAAUCUGAUGGUGCUCGCUCAAAGCGCCUUUGCCCGGCCAGUCAUCCAACUGCUCCUGCCGAGGGGAAGAAGAAGAAAAAAAGGAGGCUUCGGCGAGUGUCAUGUUUGAAUCAGGAUGCUGGCCCUUCUGCUCCUGCUGCUGAAGAAGUACCAAUGGAACUUUUUACUGGGGCUGACCCCGGUGGGUGUGACCUUGCUGAUGCUAAUCCCAAUGGGUGCGACCCUGCUGAUGCUGAUCCCAAUGGGUGUGACCCUGCUGAACCCAAUGGGUGUGUUGUUCGUAUUGUUGACGAGGAUGAAGAAGAAGAGGAGGAAAUCCACUUAAUUCGGGAAAACAGCCGGCGCUACCUAGUAAGUGGGGAGAGUAGUGAUAUUCCUUCUCCAGCUUUGUAUGCUUUUGUUGGUCUGCAAGAGUUGUCCAUAGUAAAUUUUGAUCAGGCUCUCGAGGAUAUGGUUCCUGAAGAUCUGCUGUCCGAGCUAACAGAUGGUGGUAUGAUGGACGCUUGCACUGACGUUCCGGAUGUGGGGUUAGAGUUGUCCCGAGUGUUAUCUCGUGCCUCGUCGACCUUGGAGUGCGGUCUUCAGGGUCAAGAAGCUGGUCUAGGUUGCUCCAUUUCCAUGGAGGUGAAUGAGAAUCCUUCAGCCUUAGAAGUGGCUGCUGCAGAGAACCCGGUCCCCAAGGGUGGCGCCAGCGAUCACCCAGCCCCCGAGGGUGUUGCCGGCAAUGAUCCGGCUCGGGUGGGCAGCGCGAGCUACAACCCAGCCCCCGAGGGUGCUGCCGGUGGUGAUCCAGCUCCGAUGGGCAAUGCAGGCUGCGACCCAGCCCCCGAGGGUGUCCGAGCGGGCUCCCCUUCUCAUACCUCCAUGGAUGUCCACGUCGAGUCUUCUCCUCCACAUUCUGAUUGCAUGGCAGCAGCAUGUGCUUCAAAUCAGGAAAUCGCCUUAGAGACCGGCACUCCUGACGCUAGAGUUUUGAUUCCUGCUGGUGAUGCUGAGUUGAUCCCCAAUGAUGCUCUUCAGAUUGCUUCGGUUGAUAUUCCCUCGUCAAGUCACCAACUGUCUUCUCAUGAUUUCGGGCUUCCUUCAUUCUUCUCCAAUCUCUAGGCUUUGGUUGACGAGAUGGCUGGUCAGCUGAGAUCACAGGGUGCCUCUGUCCCAGAAAGAGCUCUGUCUCUGACGCGUUGGAAUCCAAUGCUGCUUCAGUGGUGGGUAUCUGAUUUGGAGACGACAA